UUGUUAUAUCAGUGUCACAUGACCAGGUAGUAAAUUGAAAUGAUUAUCGUUGAUAGGGAUGGCAAAAUAUUUGCGAUAAACAUCAGAUAAAGAUAACUACAGAGGAGUUUUAACUUUAAACAAGAAUAGGAAGUUCUCUUUAGUUUAGACAUGGCUGUCCCAGGUAAAAAGAUGCCCAAAAAUUUUUCAUCAUCAACAAGUAUGAGCUCUGAUGAAUACGUGAAAGUUUACUGUCAGCCAUGUGACCAUGAUGGUACUCGACUUCCUGCCCAUGGUUACUGUAAAGAUUGCAGGGAGCAUCUGUGCGAGACUUGUUUCGUGUUUCACAAGAGACAUACCCUUUCAAGGCAUCAUACUCUUCUAGAUAAAAACAGCAUGCCACAAACCAUGUCUUCAGCGUCUGUUCAUCCCAGCCAGCCUGACCUUACAAAACCUUGCACUAAACACAUGAAAAAAGUGAUCGAGUUCUACUGUCAGAACCACAAAGCACUACUCUGCAGUGUAUGUGUUACUCUUGAACACACAGGUACAUCUUGCAAAGUCAACUACAUCCCUGAUAUUUCUGACCAGAUAAUAAACAGCAAAGAACAUCUAGAUAUCUUGAAAUCCCUGGAAACCAUUACCGAGCAAUGUCACAAGAAAUCAGAAGAUGUGAAGAAAAAUACUGCGAAGUCCAACAGUUCUUUGACAACUGUAUUGGCUGAUAUAAAGAAGUUUCGAAUAGAAAUAAAUCAAAGACUAGAUGAACUGAAAAAACAGGCUGAAGAUGCAGCAAAGGCCAUCCAUCAAGAAAAUAACAACAAUCUGAAGACAGUAGAAACAACUUGCGAUGAUGUAACCAAGUCUGUGAAAAAAUUAUCUGAUGCUAUUAAACAUCUCAACACAACCAAACAAACAGACAGCCUUUUCAUGGAGCUGAAAUUUGCUGAAGAAAUGAUCAAAGAUUAUGAGAAAAGUGUCAACCAGCUACCAGCAUUUGAUGUCAAAGAGUACAACUUUAUACCAAAUAAAGCAAUAUCAAACCUGCUUGACAAUGAGGGGUCACUGGGUACAUUUACAGAGAAAUCAUUAAAAGACACUAGCCCUCCUGCAGUUGAUAUAAAAUCCAGACAAACUUCACAUCAGGGUGAAAUCUGUGUAAAGACAUCAAAAGAUAAACGCAUAUGCUGGAUAAGGGGAAUGACUCUCCUUACUCCUGAUCUACUUAUCAUCACUGACUCCUUUAAUAAUGCUAUAAAAAUGGUGAAUACCCGCAGUCAAUCUGUUACUGACCAAUUACAACUAGAUACUACGCCAGUGGAUGUCACCUCAGUUACUGAUACAGAACUUGCUGUCACACUUCCUAACAAACAAAAUAUUCAGUUUAUAUCAGUCUCCUCAAACAAACUAAAGAUGAAGCAAAUCCUGAAGCUUGAUGGAAAAUGUUGUGGUAUAAGUUAUUGUCAGGGGAAACUUGUUGUGUCAUUUACUACUCCUGCAAAACUCCAAAUUCUAAAUACCAGUGGCACUAUACUGACAACAGUCAUAGGAGAAAAUAUUUUCAGCAAACCAAUACAUGUUACCACUAACACUAAUUCUAUCUAUAUAUCUGACUGGGAAAUGAAAACAGUUACAAGGUUAAACUGGCAGGGUGAGGUGAUUGGUAGUUAUGGUGGUAUGGUGGAGCCUGGAGCUAUAACACUGUCAGAUGAUGGUACUGUUUUGGUGUGUGACCCUUCCAGAAAUGUUAUAGAAGAGAUAGCAGGUGACUGCUCUACAGGAAAGAUUGUGUUGAAGGACCUCAAUAGUCCCCAUGCUUUAUGUUGGUGUGCUGGAACAAGCAAACUGUACUUCAGCUGUAAUACUGGAGUAGACAAAGAUAACAACUUUGUUCAAGUCUUCAAGCUGUUGUAACUUGGACAAAACUUACCAACAGUUAACCAAUGUAUACUGUGAAAUUAUGACUGAAUCUUGUGGAUUUCAUGAUUGUUUUAAUCCAUGAAAUCUAACACCAACAAUAAAAGAAUAAUCUUAUUUAUUUUAUUUUAUUUUUAAAGGGGCAUGCUUAUCAACAUAAUUUUUUUUGAAACAGAUUGCAACUGGUAUUAAAUAUUGAAAAUGAUCAACUAGUAUUGUUUAAGGUAAUGGACCCAUAAUACAGAUGGUAAAAAUUAUUAGGAUAGUUUGAUAAGAUUUUUUGUUCAUUUUAGGAAUUUCCUAAAAUUAAAACUGUAUUUAUUUUAUUAA
Mercenaria mercenaria is the source of this 2226-nucleotide messenger RNA. Its product is annotated as E3 ubiquitin-protein ligase TRIM33-like. The record is from RefSeq and is a predicted model, not a curated record. Gene Ontology annotation, cellular component: nucleoplasm; chromatin. The transcript is spliced from 2 exons. Gene Ontology annotation, biological process: positive regulation of DNA-templated transcription. NCBI's taxonomy places the organism in Eukaryota, Metazoa, Mollusca, Bivalvia, Venerida, Veneridae. Bases 151 to 1893 code for a protein of 580 amino acids. Gene Ontology annotation, molecular function: zinc ion binding; ubiquitin-protein transferase activity.